AUGGCGUUAUCAGGACUUCUCUGCCGUGCGAGCUGCUACGUGGCGCCGUCGCUGAGUGGCACGCGGCUCUACCGUGGUGUCCUGAGCCGCGCCUCCAGCACCGCGCUGGCGCUGCCCAACAGCGCCUCCUUGACCUCCUCCUCGGUGACGCCCUUGAGCUACGCCGGCUCCUUGCGGGAGGGCAGGCGCGGCUACGCUCAACAGCGCAACCCGCAUGAUAGUAACACGGAGGACAUUUCCAACGCCUUCUUCGACGUUCAGGACGUGGACGCGGAUCGUCUCACUCACUUUUACUGGGACUCCAACGACGACGCCGACACACCGUACGACACCGUCUCCCUGGACAGGCCCUUCGGUGAAGGGGAGGCGGACGAGUGGGCUGGUGAGUCGCUGGCCUUCGUGGACGAGCGCGACCAGCUCCUGCUAGGUGAGGAGUACCUCAAGUGA
Leishmania mexicana MHOM/GT/2001/U1103 is the source of this 447-nucleotide messenger RNA. RefSeq lists its product as hypothetical. The coding region runs from base 1 to 447 and encodes 148 amino acids. The transcript has a single exon. The record is from RefSeq and is a predicted model, not a curated record. Lineage: Eukaryota; Euglenozoa; Kinetoplastea; Trypanosomatida; Trypanosomatidae.